UAUGGCAACUCUGUGUGGACUGAUAAAGUAUGCAUCACCAUUUUCUCUUUCUAACGCACGCUCAAUGGCUGAUGUAGCUUCACAAAGCAGAACAAGCAAGAAGUACAACAGUAGAAGAGAAAAUUAAUGAAAUGGCGAUUAAUAUUUUCGUAAACAGUAAACAGUUAACUACUGUUACUACAAAUGGCAUUAGCUUAAAAGAAUUAAAUGAUAUCAUUGAGGAAACGACAAAUUUGCAGCCCAAAGAAUAUUAUCUUACAUGCAAUGGCAAACGUUUAAAUGAAGAUAUAGAAUUUCAACAUGAGAUCGGCAGCAUUCAUUGCAUUCUCCGUCAUGUUGGUGGCAAGGGAGGCUUCGGGUCUAUGCUGCGAGCUAUUGGCGCGCAAAUCGAGAAGACCACAAACCGUGAGGCAUGUCGUGAUUUGAGUGGACGUCGAUUACGUGACAUUAACGAAGAGAAACGAGUCCGGGCAUGGCUGGAAAAGAAAGGCGAGCGUGAACGUGAAGCUGAGGAACGUAAGAAACGCAAAAUUGAGAAACUGCUAGCAGUGCCCAAGCAUGAGUUUAAAGACGAUCAGUAUGAAGAGGCCAGAGCCAAAUUAACCGAAAAGGUGAAUGAUGCCUUCGAGGAAGGACUGAAACAGGCUAAGGAUGCCAAGACGACCUCUGAAGUGAACACUGAUACAACCAAAGUUGUCUCAAGCUCAUCCAAUAUUAGUGCAACAAUUGGUACUAAACGGAAAGGCGACACACGCACAAAUGCAAAGGUUAUAAAGAAGAAAAAAGGCGCACUCUGGAUUGACGACAAUAUAUCUGGCAGUGAUUCAGAUACUGACGACAGCGAAAUUGAAGCUGAUACAAAGAAAUCAAUUAAAUGUUAGAGUUUAUUUGUAUGUUAAACACUAA
Molecule: messenger RNA, 906 nt
Organism: Drosophila hydei
Lineage: Eukaryota; Metazoa; Arthropoda; Insecta; Diptera; Drosophilidae
Product: replication stress response regulator SDE2
Exons: 2
Coding region: 132-881 (249 amino acids)
Cellular component (GO): nucleus
Source: RefSeq, a predicted model, not a curated record